Messenger RNA from Polyodon spathula (Mississippi paddlefish), 2475 nucleotides. It is a transcript of the gene epm2a, whose product is annotated as EPM2A glucan phosphatase, laforin. NCBI's taxonomy places the organism in Eukaryota, Metazoa, Chordata, Actinopteri, Acipenseriformes, Polyodontidae. Gene Ontology annotation, cellular component: nucleus; cytoplasm. Gene Ontology annotation, molecular function: protein tyrosine phosphatase activity; protein tyrosine/serine/threonine phosphatase activity; starch binding. The record is from RefSeq and is a predicted model, not a curated record. Gene Ontology annotation, biological process: protein dephosphorylation. The transcript has 4 exons. The coding region runs from base 395 to 1348 and encodes 317 amino acids.
CAUGACACAGUUGUAUUGAAACACUUUUUUUUUUUAAUGAACGCUUAUAUUCCAAUAUAUAAAGCGAGUUUAAAGAUUGUCCUUCCUCAGUUGCUGUAUUCGUAUCUGACCCCAGUAUAUUUUUAGUUGCUGUUAAUUCUCCGGAGCUGAGCAAGCCUACUUUAAAUAAUUCCAGAGGUCAGUUUUACUGCAGAUCACAGGGCAACUGGAAAACGUCAUCAUUUAUUUGUUUACGCUUAUUUGUUAUUAAGAAUUAAUACAUUGAUAAGGCGGCUGGUAAAUGAAACUGAGCGAGUAAGCAAUUUCUAGUAUUGUGAGAUUAAUACUUCUAGUUAGCCUGCCUAUAACAGUAUAUCUGCUUUUUGGGGACUGUUGGCAGUAUUUCACUAACACGAUGAUGCUGUUCAGAUUUGGUGUAAUCCUGACUCUGGAAUGCACGGACACUGAAGUGUUUGUGUUGGGAUCGAGGUCAGAAAUGGGACAGUGGGACCCAAAUAAUGCAGUGCCAUUGAAACCAGCGCAAGCUAUGCUAUCGACGUCUGAACCCUCGUGCUGGAUUGGAGAAAUUAUUCUGAAAGAACCCUUCAAGGAGACCUUCUGGUUUAAAUUCAUAAAACGGUUCGGUGACCACUUUACGUGGGAAGGCAAUGGACCACACCAUGACCGAUUCUGCACCUAUGAUGAGAGCAAUGUGGUGGAUGGUGUUUACUGUUACCCGAUUGGUCACUGGAUAGAAAUAACUGGAUACACCAAUGAGAUGAAGCACACCACAGAUUUUUACUUCAACAUUGCCGACCACCAGGCGAUGCAUUUUUCCAAGGUUCUCCCCAGGAUCUGGCUUGGUAGCUGCCCACGCCAGUUAGAACAUGUAACAGUGAAACUGAAGCACGAGCUGGGCGUCACUGCAGUUAUGAACUUCCAAACUGAGUGGGACGUCGUCCAGAAUUCCAGUGGCUGCAGACCCAGAAAAUCUGAGUCCAUGAGACCGGAGACUAUGAUGGAGCUAUACAGAGACAACGGUCUUGUCUAUGUAUGGAUCCCAACUCCAGACAUGAGCACAGAAGGUAGGAUACGAAUGUUGCCUCAGGCUGUCUUCCUGCUCCAUGGGCUUCUAGAGAAUGGCCAUAAUGUCUACGUCCACUGCAAUGCUGGGGUUGGCAGGUCUACGGCUGCAGUGUGUGGGCUCCUCAUGUAUGUCAUGGGGUGGAGUCUCAGGAAGGUGCAGUAUUAUGUCACUUCCAGAAGAGCUGCAGUAUACAUUGAUGAAGAUGCUCUUGUUCACGCUCAAGAAGACUUCUAUCAGAAAUUUGGCCACCUUCGAUCUUCUGUCUCCUUCAGUCAAAGCUGAAGUCUUUCCUGUUACCAUUUUCUGAUGGAAUAAGCCAUAGGGUUUAAACUAAUUCAGAGAGUUUUGUGUUUAGUUUUUUCCCCCAUAUGCAAUUGCAGUAUACUGUUAAAAUAAGUGAUUUGUCACGUGUCAGCCAUAACAAACAGAAAUUGACCUUAUGAGUUUGUUAUUGUUUGAUAAGAAAAAAUCUAUGUCUAUAACAAUUUAUCGAAGUCACUUUACUCCAUUUAAAAAGUUUGUAGUAAUAUGGGUUCUGUACGUUUUAAUGUAUUAGCGGCCCACGGUAGAAUGACAGUUAAAAAUCAAACUCUUGGGAGAUUGAUUUUAAAUGUCAAUGAUUACACUUAAAUGACAUUUCAAUUACCAUUUAAUAUUACCGGUAUCAAGUAGCAUUAAAAUACUAGGCAUUACCCGUUUUCUUUUAAUGGGAGGAAAAGAGUAAUCAAACUGAAAUAAAAUGUGUUUUAUUAUAUUUAUAUUUUUGUCUCCAUUGUUUCUUAAAGAGUGUUUGUUACUUUAUUUUAGCUGAAACUGUUUUUUGUAAACAGAGAGUACAUUUCUCUAAAACAGUUGGACUGAAAUUGUAUUCAUCUAAAUAGGCUUUAAAAACAAUCCUAAAAUAUUCCUUAAAUCCUUAAAGUUUUGUGAAUAGUGCCCAAUAAUUCCUGAAUACAUUGAUAGAAUGUUAUAUUGAAAGUGGUUAGAGAAGCGAUGCCAAGCAUAUUUAGGCCAGAUAUCUUUUCUUAAUUGAUAUGGCUACAGGGACAUCAGCAGUUGUAGAAAACAGGAAGAUGAGGGACAGGUUUAGUAGUUAAUUUUGUACUUGUAAUUUGAUUUUGACAAUAUUUUAAACACCAGGGUUAAGCAAUUUGUUAGGAGCUAAAUAGUAAAAUGGAAAAAUAAUAUGUCAGACAUAAAUACUUAUUGUAAAAUGGCACAGCAUAUUCCCACAGGUGUAGUAGUGUCAGAGGUAGGACACUUUAUUGUACAAUUUAAGAGGUAAAAGGCAGUGCUGUUUAGUAGCAUGCGAGAAAGGGACACCGCUAUCCAUGUGAUGCUGUAAAAAAAAAAACUCAAAACUAACUCAAAUUGCAUCUGUCUUUGGUAAAAUGUAAUUUAUGUAAAAU